Chiloscyllium plagiosum (whitespotted bambooshark) is the source of this 3566-nucleotide messenger RNA. RefSeq names its product leucine-rich repeat-containing protein 55-like. The record is from RefSeq and is a predicted model, not a curated record. Gene Ontology annotation, molecular function: voltage-gated potassium channel activity; potassium channel activator activity; transmembrane transporter binding. NCBI's taxonomy places the organism in Eukaryota, Metazoa, Chordata, Chondrichthyes, Orectolobiformes, Hemiscylliidae. Gene Ontology annotation, cellular component: voltage-gated potassium channel complex.
UAUCACAUGCAGCCUUCCCCCAGCACCGUCCGGGGACUACAGACGUACCUAAAACUUUCAAACAUUAAGACGUCAGACGAGGGAGAGAUCUGGGAGCAUGAGAGAGCGGACAAAAGAAACCAGCACCGCGUCUGUUCCCCCAGCAGCUACGUCGGUUUCGUGGGAGUGGUCUGUGGGCGAGGGCCAUUGUCGAGGGAGAGCCCCACAUCCCACUUCGGAGAAAGGGGAAUUCUCGGUGAGCUAGGCUUCUCUGAGGUUGGCUCGGGAGACAAAGACGGAGGACCACAGAGAGAGAGAGAGAGAGAGAGAUAACGUGGAGGGGGACAAGGAAGGGGAAGUGUCCAGAGGCCAGGAUUAUGUAUGUGAGCUCUUUACUUUUGUUACUUGUGGCUCGAGGACUAGCAAGGAGCUGUCCAGCCCCUUGUAGCUGCUGGAAUAAGGUGUCGGACUGCAGCGAUAAGGAAUUGGUCGCCCCGCCUUUCGGCUUGCCCUUGCACACCACCAACCUCAGCCUGGCUCACAACAAAGUUCUCGCCCUGCCCCCGGGCUACUUCUCCUGCUACACCGACCUGAUGGUGCUCGACCUCCGCAACAACUCGCUGACCGAGCUGCCGGCCGGCCUGUUCCGGCCGCUGGUCAAGCUGACCCACCUGGACCUGAGCUACAACAACCUGAGCCGCCUCACCCGGGAGCUGCUGAGGCCGGCCCGCAACUUGGUGCACCUCCUGCUCAGCCACAACCCCGGGCUGUCGGUGAUCGCUCCGCGGGCCCUCUCCGGACUGCCGCGCCUCCAGCACCUGGACCUCAGCUUCGACGGCCUGACCGGGGUCAGCCAGGACCUGCUGGACGGCCUGCCCGCCACCGUCUCCGUGCGCCUGGCCGGCAACCCUUGGCUGUGCGGCUGCUCCAUGGAACCCCUCCUCAAAUGGGUGGCCAGGAAUCUCCACCAGUGCAACUCCGAUUCCAGGGAAGUGGAGUGCGCUGGUCCACCAGAGGUCAAAGGUAUUCCACUCUUCACCCUGACCGAAGAGAGCUUUAAGGCAUGCCACUUCUCGUUGACCCUGGAUGACUAUCUCUUCAUUGCCUUUGUUGGCUUCAUUGUGUCCAUUGCAUCAGUCGCCACAAACUUCCUUCUGGGAAUUACUGCCAACUGCUGCCAUCGCUGGAACAAGGCAAAUGAAGAGGAAGAGAUGUGACAACUCCCUCCCCAACUUUGGUGGACGAACCAAUCGCAAAGCUGCAAGGUUUGACCGGUAUUUUGGCUCCUUACAUUCAGCCCAUGCGAGGAAAGAGUGAGGGAGGAGAAAUGGGGAUGAGAUCAUGACGAAGACAACAUGUCUUGUCAAGGGAAGAGCUUGGCGUUCACGAAGAAACCCACUUUUCCUUUUAUAUUCUUUCUGUCUCCGGUAGUGAGAGGCAACCAAGGAAGAUACAGAUUUGAUUCCACCAGCCAUGACCCUCUGAGCAAGGCUAGUGAGGAAAAAAGGGCAUUUUUCGGUGCCGUUGUACCGAACGAUUUGGAGAAGCUGAAUUUGCUCUGAGACUCGAAAGCUACUUCUAUGGGAGUCUUUGAUGACAUUGGAGAGGAUGAUCUUGAAAAGAGAAUUCAAGUUUCUUGAUGUUAUAGCCAUCGGAACUGGAGAGUUAAGCCUUAUUCUUUAUGCUGUUUGUACGAUUGAAGAUCAGAGUUGACUCCAAAUCAUUCAACUGUAAUCAUCACCUCAGUUGUCAAGCAAUGGAGGAUGCAGUUGAAUCUACUCAUUUACUAAGUUUUAACUGAGAUUGUAAUGGUGGAAAGUGACUGAGACUUUGCAACUUUGAAAUUCAGAUGAGAAGGAAAACUUUGAAAUGUUCAUUCACUUUUACAAUCCGAUGUGAGGAAGAUCCGAUUGAAGAUGAUCUGAUAAAUGAAGACCAGAACUCUAAGCACUGUUUGAAGAAAAAUAAAGCUUAAAAAGAAACAAACAAGUUCUUCAUUUGUCCUUAAUGCUGAGAGGGAGAGGACAGACAGAGUUCAAUUCCAGCCUAAUUGGUAUCAAUCUAAUUGGCCUUUGGAACUUAGUUGAGUAUUCAAUGGACAAGAAGCAAAGGACUGUGAUUGCAAAUAGUUUUGACAUGUUUCUCAGCUAGGGUCAAAUGUAAUUACCUCCAAUUACUUAGCGCAGAACCAGGCCAUUUGGCCCAACAGGCCAGUGCUGAUGUGUCAAGCCUCCUCCCAGUCCCUACUUCAUCUCACCUUAGCAACAUAACAGAUGGUGAGGAAAUGUACUGUGCUGUAUGGGAGGCUUUCAAAGGUAUGCACAUCUUGCACAUAGCUAACUGUGGGCGAUUCAGCGCUUGCUAUAUAUAUUUCACAAUAGUCCUAAACUGAAUUUGAACUUUGUGAAACUGACGGAAGGAAAAGGCAAUUUGUCAAUAUCAUUAUCUUCAAAUAAAUGUUUGGGGAGCCUUGAUGAGCAAGGAUAUGACAAUAUUAAGACCAAUUUUAACAGGAUAUAUCUUGGUGAUGCAAACUGUGCAGGCAUCUGCUCAUUAAAAGCUGACUAGGUCUGACAGUUCCUGAUAAACACCUGAUUUAUGAGUGUGGAUACAAAAUACAGAGAGCUUCAUAUCCGUUGGGCUAUUUAAAGACAGAAGCAAAAUGAGAUUGAGAGGCUGCCUUCCCCUCCAAAAAAAAUAAAUCGGGUAAGGACAAUGUUGGCAGGCCUGCCUCAGGAAUUCUAACCAGCCUGAGAAUGUGUGUGUGUGUGUGUGUGAGAGAGAAAGAGAGAUAGAGAGAAGGCUGGUUAAUAUGUCCACUAUGGAACCAGGUCACUCAGCAUCCUGGAGCAAUUUGCCUUUAGGUAGCAGCAGUUUUUAUGAGGAGAAUGUUCCCUAGCCAAUUCAUGGGGAGGGGGCAUUUGUCAGGUGAAGAAUCGCAUGCAAGCAAGUUUGGGGCGGUAGCAGAGGUGAACAAAGGAGUAACUUUUAAGCAGCAUCUUACCAGAGCAGAGAGAGAGAUGGCAAUGCUGAGAGAGGGAAUUCUUUCGGACUCCAGGCAGCUGAAAGGACGGGUGCCCCAAAGGUGUGACUAAAAUUGGGGCUAUUUCGGCAGUCAAAAUUGUAGUUUACUCUCCUGAUCAGUUAUACGCUCGGCAGACCUCUGACGUCUUCAAGUAAGGCUGGAAUUUAUUGUGUGACUUCUGAUGCCCAAAUCAUGGAAAGGAUUAAGAGCCACCCUAAGGUGACCUUCCUUUGAAGGUUGUUAGAAAACUAUUCAGUGUUUGCAGCAAUUUCUGGUGGUGAUAUCAAGGUUCCAGAUUUAUUGGACUGUGUCCAGUAGCAGAAUCAGGACUCGUGCCCUGUAGGUGCCAUCAGUUCAGCCCAGCCUUAUCCACACGUAAUAAUUUGUUGCUUGAAAACUAUACCGUAGUUUAUCGAAAGGCCUCUCAUUGCUCUUUGACCUCAUUCAGUUUAUCUAUCUAAAUGGCCUUUGAGCCAUUUAUACUAUUUAAACACCCUUUCACUCCCAUUCAGAUGAUUUGCCUUUGCUUUUAUAUUCAUUCUUGGGAUGUGUGCAUUGCUGG